Electrophorus electricus (electric eel) is the source of this 507-nucleotide messenger RNA. Its product is annotated as monocyte chemotactic protein 1B-like. The record is from RefSeq and is a predicted model, not a curated record. Gene Ontology annotation, cellular component: extracellular region. Lineage: Eukaryota; Metazoa; Chordata; Actinopteri; Gymnotiformes; Gymnotidae. Gene Ontology annotation, biological process: immune response. Gene Ontology annotation, molecular function: chemokine activity.
UACACACACUGAUCUCUAUUCCACAGCAGAGGACACUGCACUUUCUACAGCUGUGACUGUCUGUGUGUGAAAUCAGCCAUUCUGCUAGAAUGAGGAACCUGUCUGCUCUGCUGUUUGUGCUGCUGCUCUGUUCUCUCCAGCUGGUCUCUAGUGGUCCACUUGCGCGUAACCCCUACUGUUGUCCCAGUGUGACUGAUAAGAAGAUCCCUCUGAAGAAGGUGGUGUCCUACACACUUACAGACAGUGAUUGUGCCGUUAAAGGCAUUAUAUUUAAAACUGUAGCUGAAAAAAAGUUUUGUGUGAAUCCAGAUGCUGUGUGGGUCAGCAGCCAUGUUGCUGCUGUGGACACUCGCCGCAAUACCACAGCAAAAACUACAACUACAACUCUCAAAAUGUUCUCUAUGUGAAGUUAUUAAGCCAAUACCACACUGAAACAAACUUUGUGUUUUUGUGCAUUUUUUUAACCAUUCUAUUAUUGCUAUAUAAUUAAUUUUUUUAAUAAAAUUA